Molecule: messenger RNA, 1367 nt
Organism: Labeo rohita (rohu)
Lineage: Eukaryota; Metazoa; Chordata; Actinopteri; Cypriniformes; Cyprinidae
Gene: cdkn2d
Product: cyclin-dependent kinase inhibitor 2D (p19, inhibits CDK4)
Exons: 3
Coding region: 207-713 (168 amino acids)
Biological process (GO): regulation of cyclin-dependent protein serine/threonine kinase activity; negative regulation of cell population proliferation
Cellular component (GO): nucleus
Molecular function (GO): cyclin-dependent protein serine/threonine kinase inhibitor activity; protein kinase binding
Source: RefSeq, a predicted model, not a curated record
UGUGUUCGUCAUGCAGCGCUGUUGUCUGUCAAGCGCGCGAUGUAAAGGCGCAAAGGCGCUCGGCUCAGCGCGUAUAUUGGUGAUUGUUGUGACGGCUGUGACGGUAAGCAGCAAAACAGCCAACGGUCGCUCACCCACGGACCGCGGCGGAGAGAGAAAGCGAUCGGAUCUUCGGUGAUCGGUUCACGUCCGUCCGGCUGUUUCAGAUGAUGGUUCUGGACGGGUUCGGCUGCGGGAAGAGUCUCAGCGCGGCGGCGGCGCAGGGGAACGUGGAGGCGGUUCGGCGGAUCCUGCAGGAUCACCGGGUCGAGCCGGACACGCUCAACGAGUUCGGGAAAACCGCGCUGCAGGUGAUGAUGAUGGGCUGCACCAGCGUGGCGCGUGUGUUGCUGGAGCACGGCGCUGACCCCAACGUCCAGGACCGCUGCGGCGUGACCCCCGCGCACGACGCGGCCCGCACCGGGUUCCUGGACACGUUGCGAGUUCUGGUGGACUACGGCGCCUCCGUCAACGUCCCCGACCACAGCGGGGCCCUGCCCAUCCACAUCGCCAUCCGCGAGGGCCACUGGGACGUGGUGGAGUACCUGGCCCCCCUCUCGAACCUGGGGCACCAGGACGGCCGAGGGGCCAGCGCGCUGGACGCGGCCCGGGACGCGUGCGCUCUGGAGAUGGUGGAGCUUUUAGAGCGGCUGAUGGCCACCGGUUCGAAUUGAAGAACUGUACGGUUCGAUUCGCGCGCUUGGGAGCCCUCGGUGCUCGUCAGCGGGUUGUAUUUAUGUUAAUAUGUUGGAUGUUGAGAUGUAUGUUUCGAUAGUUGCUAGUUGAACUCAUAAUAAUAUUAGCUGGAAUAUGUAGCGCCGGUUUUGCACAGAGCAAAUCCCCGCGCCGGGUCCGAGAGAGCGGCUCUCCUUCGGUCACGUGCGGGUUUGCCAGGCACACGUGUAAAUAAGUCUUUCUUUGGUAUUUUACAAAACAUUUCUGUGCAGAAACUUGAACUGUUAACAUUUUUAUUCUUGUGAAAUGAUUUCUUGCCAUCCAUGCACUGAUGAAUUCUCGCUUUGUGUGUACAUUUGCGGAUUAUCGUCUGUAAAUAACCUUUUAUGAAUUUAUUUGACUUAUUUAUUGAAAAAUAAUUGUAUAUUAACGUUUAUGUUUACUGUGGUAUUUCAGAUGUUAUUUAUUAAGGUGUUUAAUAAACUGAAAAAUCAGUUUGUCUGAAUUAACCGUGUUGAAGAUCGUAUUUUCCAGCAGAUAAUUCCCUAAUCAAAAUCACGAACGAACAGAGCCAUAUGUGGGCACCAGUAGCCUUGCUGUUCGCUUUGGACGUCCCGAGUUUGAGUCCCGGCUCACAGACCUUUCCUUUCACA